UCACGCCUGGCCUCCGGCGCUCGAGGACCGGAGGAUUUUGACGAAGUGGCGACUCUCUGACUAACCCUAGCCUAGCCCAGCCCAGGGAGCGAGCGGGGAGGCGGCCGGAGCCGGAGCCGGAGCCGGAGAUGGAGGUGGUGGCGCUGGUGAGCGGCGGCAAGGACAGCUGCUUCUCCAUGAUGCGCUGCCUCGACUACGGCCACAAGGUCGUCGCCCUGGCCAACCUCGUCCCCCUCGACGACGCCGUCGAUGAGCUCGACAGCUACAUGUACCAGACCGUCGGGCACCAGAUCGUCGUCUGCUACGCCAAAUGCAUGGGGCUGCCCCUGUUCCGCCGACGCAUCACCGGAUCCACGAGGGACCACGCUCUUAAGUACAGUGUUACUGCGGGCGAUGAGGUGGAGGACAUGUUCGCCCUGUUGAGCGAGGUGAAGCGGCGAAUCCCGUCCAUUGGCGCCGUGUCUUCGGGCGCCAUCGCCUCCGAUUACCAGAGGCUCCGGGUCGAGAGCGUCUGCUCGAGGCUGGGCCUGGUCUCGCUGGCUUACAUGUGGAGGCAGGAUCAGACUCUGCUUCUUGAAGAAAUGAUAAGAAGGGGCAUCGUGGCUAUAACAGUCAAGGUGGCUGCAAUGGGGUUGAAACCUUCUGUCCACUUGGGGAAAGAACUGUCUGAACUGAAGAGCCAUCUGCUUCAAAUGAAUGAGAGUUUUGGAAUCAAUGUCUGUGGUGAAGGUGGAGAGUACGAAACACUAACUCUUGACUGCCCUCUAUUUCGUAAUGCAAGGAUUGUCCUUGAUGAUUUUGAAGUGAUACUCCACUCUGCUGAUUCCAUUGCUUCAGUCGGAAUUCUUCAUCCGCUGGCAUUUCAUGUUGAGCCCAAGCCAGGUUCAUCUAGCAGCAUUGGGGAUGGUGCCAUUGCUGAAGAGAAUUCUAGUUGCUUGUACGAAGUAAAUGGAGCUAUUGCACACACUGAUGCGGGAAACAAACAGACCUUGAAUCCAACACCAACCUCUGAUGCUUACCCAGAUACAAAUGUAUGCAUUUCAAAGACAGGGAAGACUUUGUUUUCCAUUGGUUGUUGGAUAGAAGAACCCUCUAGUGCUUCGCAAGGCAUGAAGGCAGAUCUAGUCAAAGUUUUGAGCAGAAUUGAGAAUCAGCUCAAGGAUGGAGGGUUAAGUUGGGCAAAUGUUCUAUAUGUUCACCUCUACAUUUCAAGCAUGAAGGAAUUUGGAUUAGCCAAUGAAGUUUAUGUCAGCUUCAUCACAGAAAAGAAAUGUCACCUUGGUGUUCCUUCGCGCAGUACAAUUGAAUUACCACUUGUUCAGGCUGGUUUAGGCCAUGCAUAUGUGGAGGUUCUAGUUGCAAAUGAUCUGGUCAAAAGAGUUCUGCAUGUACAAAGCAUCUCAUGCUGGGCCCCUAGUUGCAUCGGACCUUAUAGCCAGGCAACACUCUAUGGAGAGAUACUGUAUAUGGCUGGUCAGCUCGGGCUUGACCCCCCUACGAUGAAGCUCUGUCCUGGAGGUGCAACAGCUCAACUGGAACUAGCACUGCGAAAUAGUGAAGCUGUUGCUAAUGCCUUCAAGAGCUCCAUCUUCUCUUCAGCAAUACACUUUUUGGUGUACUGCUCUGCCCACCUGACAUCCACUGAGAAGGAAGCAGUUGAACAAAAACUGCAGCAUUCGUAUAUUGCUCAUUUGGAUUCCACAAGAACUGGAUCGUAUCCUACUAUUCUAUAUGUGCUAGCACCGGAUCUUCCAAAAGGAGCAUGUGUGGAGAUAAAACCAACAUUGUACGUCCCGGCUGAUGACUACAACGACGGUGAUGACGAUGAAGAUAUUACCAGAAAGCCGGAGGCCGGAGGGUCAAAGCCAUCAUCAAGCAAAGUCCCGAGUGAGUGGAGCCCACAAUACUCUGGCUUGCACGACUCAUGCUGCCUGGUCAACACGGUUGCUGGGAAGAUUUGCUCUGCUGUGGUUUCAGUCACGAAUGACAUCGCGUCAAAGAUCUGUUCCAGCACCGGACAAUCACACCUCUCAAAGGAGCAUUUGAAAGCCAUGGCCAGAUUCUGCGCUUUCCAGCUCGCAAGGACCCUGGCAGACAACGGCUUCACCUGGGACGACGUAACGAUGCUGAGGUUCUACUAUUCGGUGAAGCACGCGGUGGCAGCGGACGUGAUGUCCCGUGCGUUCUCCAAGGCAUUCACCGAGCUCGGAGGAGCCGACGGUUCCCUGAGAACCGACGGGGCGCCCGUCUUCAACCUCAUCCCGGUCUCAGGGUCCGGUCGCUCCGCGUCGAUGGAUGACGUUGUCACGUGCGAGCUGCUAGCUUCCAAGGCUUAGGCCAAGAAGAAGAACCUUGGCCUGCGCUUAUCAGCUUCCAAAGCUCAAGUCAAGAACCUGGCCUGUACCGCACUGUCUGCACAUGUAUGCAACCUGGUGCCUGCCAGCCCCAGGUGAUUAUGCUUGCUGGAGCGCAUCCUCCGUGGAAACAUUGUAAGCAAGCAGUAGGAUUUUCUGCCAACGGAGCCGGCGAUCUAUUGGCUGCCUUGUUGUUGUUAGCGGCAGUUUUCUCUCUGUGACGGUGAUUUUGGUUUAUUUAUUAUUAUAUGGUGAUUAUAUCAAUAUGAAACUCCUAGUAUACUAUACCACAAAGUACAUUGGAUCUGGUUGGCCCUUGGCUGCAACCUGUAACGACAUUUGGUUGGUUGGGUCAGUUAGUGGCAUGGAUGUUCCUUGUGUUAAACCAA
Hordeum vulgare subsp. vulgare (domesticated barley) is the source of this 2743-nucleotide messenger RNA. RefSeq names its product diphthine--ammonia ligase. Gene Ontology annotation, molecular function: diphthine-ammonia ligase activity. Gene Ontology annotation, biological process: protein histidyl modification to diphthamide. NCBI's taxonomy places the organism in Eukaryota, Viridiplantae, Streptophyta, Magnoliopsida, Poales, Poaceae. The record is from RefSeq and is a predicted model, not a curated record. The coding region runs from base 129 to 2336 and encodes 735 amino acids. The transcript has 12 exons.